Scleropages formosus (Asian bonytongue) is the source of this 2995-nucleotide messenger RNA. Its product is annotated as 1-acylglycerol-3-phosphate O-acyltransferase ABHD5-like. Gene Ontology annotation, cellular component: lipid droplet; mitochondrion. The record is from RefSeq and is a predicted model, not a curated record. NCBI's taxonomy places the organism in Eukaryota, Metazoa, Chordata, Actinopteri, Osteoglossiformes, Osteoglossidae. The transcript is spliced from 7 exons. Gene Ontology annotation, biological process: phosphatidic acid biosynthetic process; negative regulation of triglyceride storage; lipid homeostasis. Bases 73 to 1215 code for a protein of 380 amino acids. Gene Ontology annotation, molecular function: lysophosphatidic acid acyltransferase activity; carboxylic ester hydrolase activity.
CACAAUAAGUUGCAAGUUGUAUUAACACUGCAUGAUUGAAGUAUGAAGCACUGAAGGAGAACUCGGUUCUGAAUGAAAGAUGUUUACAGCACUUUAUUUUUGUUUUGUAACCCAUCUAUUCUUUGCUUUAGAAUCACUCAACGUUUACUGAUUCAUCUCACUGCUCAUAAUCUGUUCUACAAAGUGUUGAGAUUCCUUGAGACUACUGCCAGGUCAUGGUGGGUCACGAGCUGGCUUCCAUCAUGGUGCCCAUCAUCACUCUUUCAGCUGAAGGAGGCAGAGGACAAGAUGCUGCAGUCAAUCUCAGGAAGUUUCUCAAAGCAAUACGUAUACAUAUCUGAUGGGAAUAGGCUCUGGACUCUGAGAUGCAGUGGGGAUAUGGAAGGGAAGACCCCUAUGGUUCUGCUGCAUGGCUUUGGGGGCGGGGUGGGUCUCUGGGCCCUGAACCUGGAGCCCUUGUCCCAGCAGAGGCCAGUCUACGCCCUUGACCUAUUGGGCUUUGGCCUGAGCAGCCGACCGCACUUCAGCACAGAUGCCAAAGAGGCUGAAAAUCAGUUUGUCGAGUCCAUAGAGCAGUGGAGAGCAAAGGUUGGGCUAGAAACCAUGAUUCUGCUUGGUCACAACUUUGGUGGCUAUUUGGCAGCUGCAUAUUCACUACAGUAUCCAUCCAGAGUGAAGCACCUGGUUCUUGUGGAACCUUGGGGUUUCCCGGAGAGACCUGACAUCCCUGACCAAGAUCGCCCCAUUCCGCUGUGGAUUAGAGCUCUCGGGGCGAUGCUGAGCCCUUUCAACCCGCUGGCUGGCCUGCGACUAGCAGGCCCACUCGGUCCCAUGCUAGUACAGACACUCAGGCCUGACUUCAAGAAAAAGUUCUCUUCCAUGUUCAGUGACAACACUGUUACUGACUACAUCUACCAUCUGAAUGUUCAGACUCCCAGUGGGGAAACUGCUUUCAAGAAUAUGACCAUUCCAUAUGGGUGGGCGAAGAGGCCCAUGCUGCAGAGAAUCGGCCAGAUUCACCAGGAUAUCCCCAUAUCUGUGAUUUACGGCUCCCGCUCCAGCAUAGAAGGCAACUCCGGCAGUCGGAUUGAAGACUUGAGGCCGAACUCGUAUGUGGAGACCAUCACCAUCCGUGGAGCGGGCCACUAUGUGUACGCCGACCAGUCGGACGACUUCAACCAGAGGGUCUUGCAGAUCUGCUCCACGGUGGAUUGAGGGGCAAGAUCGGGUGGUGUUCAGUCAGGGUCACUCACAGUGCCCAUCUUCAACGCUACUGUAAGUGUCUCUUUCCAGAAGGACAGUUCCUCUGUUGCGCCCCCCCACGUUGGUCUCCUUUUCACUGCAGCACUGGAUUGUUUAGAAAUUUCACGUCACAUUAACAUCCCAACAGUUGAAAGUUCAUGUUAACUGGAAGAUAUAAAGAUAGAAAUGCUAUCACUAUCGUAUUUUUCACUAAAUUUUAAUAUUCCUUGUGAAAAUAAAUAUUUAUUACCAGGGUAACAUCAUAGAACAGAAAACAGUGGAAUGCACUGGAAAUGCAUCGGAAAUAAUUUGCAGUUUAACAGUUUGGAAAUGAAUCAACGGGAAAUUUGAUUUUUGAUCAGAUUGAAACCGUUUUCCUCAAGUAUAAUAGUAUUACAUUCCUGUUUCAGGAUUUGGUAAACCCAUAACAAACAUCUGUACUGCAUAGAUUCCUUUCAGGUGUUUACUUCAGCACAGUAUGUGAAAUGUGUCUAGUUGCUAAAUUAAUGCUAAAGGUACAGCAACCUGGAUUUAGUAAUUCUCUGUAUAUUUAUAUACAUUUUAUAUUGAUGAUUAUUUUAAUUUUCUUUUUUUUCUUGGUUUGUUGGAAUGUGGUGCAUGCUAGCAGUGUCUGGCAAUAUUACAUUUUGUUUAUUAUUCAGUAACUUGAGUUUUGUAAGUGCCACUCGUGUGCACCUGACACCUCAGCACUCAUUGUCUGGAAGGCAGCGUUUCUGAGAAAUUAGGUGAAAAGACACAACACAUGGUGGAUAUGUUCUGGCCCCAGCUGGAAUUCAGUGUUACAAAAAGCCUCUUUUGUUUUUAAUGGUGCUGUAGACUUCAACCUCAGGAAUUUUUCUUUUUCCUUUUUCUUGACUUGUUUUCCUACAGUGUGAUAGUAGUCAUUGAUCACAGGCCACUUCCCUGUUAAGUUUUUCUAUAUAUGUAUACAGAGUGCCAAAGCUCUUCUAGGGACAUCUUUUCUGUCCUCUCACUAUUUAAAAGUCAGGGUAACAAACAAGCUCAACACAGAAUCCGCAGCCUCCUUUCUGUGCAGUCCAGUAUCAUGCAGUAGGUUUCUAUUUUUGAUCAUCUGUAGCUUUCAUUAACUUUCCUUAUCCAUAACACUGUGCGGUGAGUUCCUGGCUGCCAAGUGGAGCUAGCAGGAGUCUGUGACUUUUCACAUGUGGUCGAAUUUUGAAUUUAUAGACUAUUGAAUAGAGUUUAACAUGUUAUUUGAGAUUUUUCUACUGAAUAUUCUGGCUGUUACAUGGAUUGUAACAGUGAAAUGUCUUUCAAGAGUCAUCUUCCUAAAUUAUGACGAGAACAACAUAUUCCACACAAGUAUCUUGUUCAUGAAGUCUACCUCAUAGCUAGGAUUGCCCUGUCAAGUUCUCAAUCAUCUUAAAACAUACAGGAGUGUGUGCACAAGUUAAAACUUGCUGGGUUAGUAUUAAUUUUCUCUGCUGUUUCACAGCCUAUUGAACUUUUAGCAGCCCUACAGCAACUGCAGCAAGCCUAGUUUUCCAGAUCUUAUUUCAUAGUCAGAACAAGUACAGCCGAUGAACACAGAAAUAGGAAUUAUUUGUGUACAGCUUCCUCCUGCAUUGCGGAAGGUUAUCUUUUGCUUUGCCUUUCAUCACAGUACAAAAACUGAUUUUGCUGUGAGUCUAACUGUGAACGUAUGUACAACAUGUAAAUACACAAUGUAACUAUGUAAAUGCUUCUUUUACUCAGAAUAAAAAGUUCUACC